Aspergillus brunneoviolaceus CBS 621.78 is the source of this 1104-nucleotide messenger RNA. Its product is annotated as RraA family protein. The record is from RefSeq and is a predicted model, not a curated record. Lineage: Eukaryota; Fungi; Ascomycota; Eurotiomycetes; Eurotiales; Aspergillaceae. The transcript is spliced from 4 exons. The coding region runs from base 184 to 1104 and encodes 306 amino acids.
CAACCAAGAGGCGUACCUCAAACAAGAUACAUUUAAUUUAAUCAACUCACUAACACUUAGGAAUGCCCUUUGAUCUGACUCUCCAAUGACCUCUGCCACUAUACAGCUGCCAAUGAUGUCAAUCCUCCGAUCCUCGGUUAUUCCACAUGCUCGACGACAAUCAGCAGCUUGAAGCAUAAAGGUAUGCUAUCUACCAUUGAACCUGGCACGAACCUCGACGGUCCCCUUCGCAAUCCAUACUAUUCUCAGAGCCUGAAUCCCACGCUUCAACCCCUACCAGUUAAACCAGAGGCUCUCCGCAUAAACCUCCGCGACUCUUCCAUUGCCCCGGAUUCACCCCGCAUCGACUUAUCUCACUCCACCACAAUCACCACCAUCAUCCACUCCCCCUCCCAAAUUCUCAAACAAAGACACCAACUCCCUACCAACAUGCCAACACCAACCCCCCUCGAAGAAAAGCUACGCAUCCUCCACAACUACUCCGCCUGCGACGUCUCCGAUGCGCUCCUCAAACUCCAAACCCCAGCCCCAGGAGCCCCCGCCCGCGCCGGCCACCUCGCCGACCUAAUCUCAACCAUCAAAUUCAUCUCCAAACACGACGAUAUCCCCGCAGCGAGCAACGACAAUGCGCACACCAUCCCCCCAAACACGCACUGGGUCGACACCGUCGACCCGGACACCAUCGUGGUUAUCGACCAACCCCCAACCCAACACUGCGCGGUCGUGGGCGGGAUCAUGGCGCUGCGCAUGAAGCACCUAGGCGUGAAGGGGGCGGUGGUGAACGGGCGCGUGCGCGACCUCGCCGAGUUUAUGGAGUGUGGGCUCCCUGUGUGGGCGCGGGGGACAUCGACGGUGGGGAGUGGGGCGGAGGCGAAGGCGGUCGCCCGCAAUGUCGCUGUUGAUGUGGGUGGGGUGGUUGUUGAGCCUGGAGAUAUCAUUGUCUGUGAUCCGGUGGAAGGCGUGGUGGCUAUUCCGCGCGAUCUGCUCGAUGCCGUUUUGGAGACGAUGCCCAAGUUGGUGGCGAUGGAUGAUCGGGUGAAGGAGGCUGUGGGGCAGGGUGUCAGUGUGCUCGAUGCCUUUAAGCGGUUUCGUGGGAAGAUUUAG